Molecule: messenger RNA, 2525 nt
Organism: Octodon degus (degu)
Lineage: Eukaryota; Metazoa; Chordata; Mammalia; Rodentia; Octodontidae
Product: zinc finger protein 675-like
Exons: 4
Coding region: 111-2075 (654 amino acids)
Biological process (GO): negative regulation of transcription by RNA polymerase II
Molecular function (GO): DNA-binding transcription repressor activity, RNA polymerase II-specific
Source: RefSeq, a predicted model, not a curated record
UCCGCUUUGGAGCCUCUUGGGGUUGUGCAGCAGGCUUGAAACUUUUUCUUCUUUGGGACUGGCUGGUGGUAGAUCCACAAGGAAAACGCUACAUAUCCUGGAAACCAGGCAUGGAACUGUUGACAUUCAGAGAUGUGGCCAUUGAUUUUUCUUCAGAAGAAUGGGAAUGCCUGGACCCUGCAGAGCAGAAACUGUAUACAGAAGUGAUGCUAGAGAAUUACAGCAACCUGGUCUUCCUUGGUCUAAAUGUCUCUAAACCAAAACUGAUUGCCUUUCUGGAGCAAAAGAAAGAUGAUUGUAUUCUAAAGAGUAAAGGGACAGCAGCCAUUCAUCCAGGUAUGACUUCUUCUCCUAACCAAGGAUUUUCAUCGGAGAGAGAGGUACAUUAUUCCUUCCAUAAAGUGGCAAAUCAAAGAAACAAAAAUUGUGGGCACAGAAAUUCACAGCUUAAAAAAGAAUGGAAAUUUGUUCAUAAGUAUGAAGAUGCAAAAUCAUUUUGUAAUGGACAUAACCAGUGGGGAACAGCAAGAAGCAACAGAAACUUCACUGUUGACAGUGACCAAAAAUGUGUAACAUCUACAAAAAUACCUGAAUUUAUUCCACUUAUUUGCAGUGAUCCAUAUGAUUCCCUAAGUAAACAUUCACAUCAAAUUAUGAAAGAUAACUUUUCUUGCAAAGAAAAUUUUAAAGAGCUAAACAUGUGUUUAGUCUGUGAUUCACUCAGUUACUUGAAAAAAUUCAAAUUCUUUGAUGUUGGAUUACAUUUUCUUUCAAAUAUUUCUGUAGACAAAAGACUUAACAAAGACAAACACAAUUCUAGAUGUGAUCAUUUAGAGAUUCCCUCUAUGAGAAAUACAUUAUGUUUUGAUCACGAAAUAGAUCUUUCUUCUACCACAAUAAAUCAUUUUGACAAAUACGGAAUAUUACUUGCUCAUCCAUCAAUGCUUAAUCAAAAUCCAGAUACAGAUAUUUGGAAAACUCUUAAUAAACAUAAUGAACAAGAGAAGGUCUUUAGUAAAGGCUCUAGCCAACAAAAUUACCAGGAUAUUUAUAGUGGACAGAAAAUUUGUGACUGUAAUAAAAUUCAUGAAAACUUUGCACCUGGCUCAAAUUCUAGUAAACAUCAGUAUAUUAAUUUUCUGCAGAAUAUUUAUAAAUGUGAGAAAUGUGGAGAAGUCUUUGAUCAGUACUCAAAACUUGCUGUCCCUCAAUGUAUCCAUAUUCAACACCAGACAGCAGAUACUGUAGAUGAGCAUUUCAGAUGUAGAGGCUGUGACAAAGUCCUUUCCAAAACUUCAGCUUUUACUCAACACCAGAAUAUUGAAACUGAAGAGAAACCCUACAUAUAUACUUAUUAUUGCAGAGAUUUUAAUCAAAAUGCAACUCCUAUUCAACACAAGAAAAUUAAGCGAAGAGAGAGUCCUUACAAAUGUAAAAUUUGUGGCAGAACCUUUAGAUUUUGCUCAACUCUUACUCAACACCAGUUAAUUCAUACGGGAGAGAAACCCUACAAAUGUAAAGAAUGUAACAAAGCCUUUAAUCAAAGUUCUAAUCUUACCCGACAUCAGAGAAUCCAUACUGCAGAUAAACCCUAUGAAUGUAAAGAGUGUGGCAAAUUCUUUAAAUAUCGCUCAACUCUCACUGAACAUCUGCGAAUUCAUGCUGGAGAGAAGCCCUUUAAAUGUAAAGAAUGUAGGAAAGCCUUUCAUCAAAGCUCAAAUCUUACUAGACACCAGAGAAUUCAUACUGGAGAGAAACCCUACAAAUGUAAAGAAUGUGGCAAAGCAUUUGCUGGAAGUUCAAAUCUUACUUUACAUGCAAGAAGACACACUGGAGAGAGACCUUACAAAUGUGAAGAAUGUGGCAAAGCAUUUCAUCAAAGCUCAGCCUUUGCUCAACACCAAAGAACUCAUACUAAAAAGAAACCACACAAAUGUAAAUACUAUGACAAAGUUUUUGAUAGAAGCUCUACAGUUACUGAACGCCAGAUAAUUCAUACUAGAAAGAAACCAUACAAUGAAAAGAAUGUGGCAAAUCCUUUGAAUGAACCUCACAUCUUACUCAGAACCCAAUAAUAUGUUGGAGAAAAAAUCUACAAAUUUAAAAAAAAAAAAAAAAUGUGGCAUAUAAUCAGAUCAAAGCUUAACCCUUAUGGAACACUAAAGAAUUUAUAGAAGAGAGAAGCCUUAAAAAUGUAAUGUCACAAAGCAUUUACCCAGGAUUCAAAUCUGAGACAACAUCACCUUAUUCCUGUUGGAUAAAAAUCUCAUCAAGUUAAAACUCUUUCUUUCUGAAAAAUUUACACUGUAAAGAAAACCUCAAAUGUAAAGAUUAUAUCAGAUUAUUUCAUCAAAAUUUAAAGCUUUUUGUACUCCUUGUCUGUUAAAUAGUCUCAGAUUUGAAAACUGGGUAACAAAACACUUGGAAAUUGGUCAUUGUAUCAUAAAAUCUGAUUUUGGCCAAUUAUUAAAGUGGUUUUUUAAAAAGAACAUGUAAAUUUUGAGUUACUGUCUUUAAAUUUUUUA